AUGGAGAGAGCGGAAGCCCUAGCAGUGGACCCGGAGUCGGGUCUAAGGCAAGAAAACAUGAGGCAGAAAAUGAGAAGGGUGGUGGAAAAAAUGAGCUGGAGUUUUGGAAAAAUCGUCGCAAUGUUCAUCGCGGGGCUGACGGUUAUGCAGCCGUACCACGCGGCGAUAGCGGGCUCGAGGUUCGCAAUAAGAAGGUUCGCAGUGCCGGAGGAGCUCUCUUCGAUAUACGUGUCCAAGUACCACACAGCGCUGCAUACGCUUAACAUGUUCGGAGUGAUCGUGGUGAACGUGUACAUGUGGUUCUACGGCUCAACACACCUGAGGUUCAACCCGCUGCUCUCAGUCUUCACGAACUUCCUGGUCUCGGCGGCGCACAUAGGCCUGGUGAUAGCAUACAUGGUGAGGUCGGAGAGGGACCUGACGAUGUACUACUGGUUCUCAGCAGCAGGAGCCUUCAUAUCGGGAGUGAACCAGGCGUUCGUGGCCUCGGUGGGCGUCGAGUACCUGUCGUUCUUCGUGUGCGGCCUGCAGUUCACAGGGAUAGGAGUGACGCUCUUCCACUCCCUCUUCAUGUCACUCGCGAAGCUGGCGCCGACUCUGGACGUGGACUACUGGAUAAUAGCAGUGCAGCUGAUGCUGUGCGCAUCAGUGGCAGUGACGUCGCUGCUGCUAUGGAACAACUACUUCGGCCAGGGAGAUUUAAGUAGAAUGCUCCAGGGGAAAACGAUAGAGGGAGACAAGAAGGACCAAAUACCGGAAAUAGAUGUUAGUAGAGGGGCAGGGUUGUAUAUAGACAAAGAACAGAAAGUGAACAAACGUAGUGCUGGAGCGACACCUAGAGCCACAGUCCCAGCUAAUGGUAGAGGCAAAGCUAGGGGUAGAGUUAAGCGUAAAGUUGUGUUCAUGCCCAGGAUGCAAGGUAGGAAUCCUGGCGCCAGGAAUGCGAGGACCGCUAGGAGUCGUAGUAGACGUGCACGUGACUUGAGAUCAGCAGAUGUCCCUGUGACGCUAGCAAGCACCAGAAUGGAAUCGACAGAUGAUUUGAGCAUGUCGCACGGAUUAUCCAGAGAGGACAGUUUGCCAAGCACAAGUCAGCAUUUAGACGGCAGCGAGUUUGCAAAUGGAGAGUACGGAGAACAUGAGUCAACUGAAUAUCCGGCGAGGCUGGCAGCAUCGACGAGUGAUUACUAUGGCUAUGACAUAAGUUCGCUACCUGACGGAAGACAGACUAAUUACGGUAACGGAGGUACACGUUAUAGCAGUGGACGCAGCACUACCGGUAGGAACGUAGGAUUGAGCGUGGAUCACGCGGGUCAAGGAGUUGAAAUCGCCGAUCCAGGAAGAGCAGAUAGGCACACAGUGCAGCAACCGAAGCCUAACAUAUUUAUUAGUUUGAAGAUAGCGAGGUCGCCAAUACUGAUGUCGGCGUUCUCAAUGAGCAUGGCCUUCUUCUUCUACCCCUCAGUGGCACCGUAUAAGCUGGCGGAACUAGUGGAAGCGCACAAAAUUGACCUCUCAGUGCUAGUGGUGGCGGCAGUGCCGACAAUCGCAGUGUGUGUGCUCUGUCUGAUCGAAAGCGGCCCGAAUAAAAGGUGGGAGGGAAAAGACCAGUACUGGCACUACUACUGGUACCUGGCGCUGCCGUACCUCUUCGCCUGCGUCUCCUUCGCAGUGGCCAUGCACUACCCAACCACGCGCUACGCGAGGUUCGUGAGGAACCCAGUGGCACUGGCCUUCCUGACGGUGGGAUACGCGGGAGCGGGAAUGCAGGAGGGCCGGAGAAACCCGACCAUCUCGACCUUCAACAUGAUGUUCUCGUUCCUGCUCCUGUUCACAGGAGUGUUUUGGGGCUCGGGCUACAUAAAGCUCUACAACAGGUACACGCCAGAAGAGUGGCCAACGAGAGGAAUGUCGGCGGUCAAGGCGUUUGUGUACUGGGCGAAGCACUCCUUCGACGCAGGAUUCACGAACUUCACGAAGAUAGUGACCAAUGACCUGAUGAGGGACAUAAUGGCGACGACGCCCUCUGAGUGA
Molecule: messenger RNA, 2034 nt
Organism: Theileria orientalis strain Shintoku
Lineage: Eukaryota; Apicomplexa; Aconoidasida; Piroplasmida; Theileriidae
Exons: 2
Coding region: 1-2034 (677 amino acids)
Source: RefSeq, a predicted model, not a curated record